This is a messenger RNA of Syngnathus acus (greater pipefish), 1317 nucleotides long. It is a transcript of the gene etfa, whose product is annotated as electron transfer flavoprotein subunit alpha. NCBI's taxonomy places the organism in Eukaryota, Metazoa, Chordata, Actinopteri, Syngnathiformes, Syngnathidae. Gene Ontology annotation, molecular function: flavin adenine dinucleotide binding; electron transfer activity. The record is from RefSeq and is a predicted model, not a curated record. Bases 115 to 1116 code for a protein of 333 amino acids. The transcript has 12 exons. Gene Ontology annotation, cellular component: mitochondrion.
GUCAUGGUUCACUGAAAAGAUUCGUUCUUUUCAACGAAUCGUUCACUCACGAGCCAACACUAGCAAGUGCCAGUGCAGCAGCAGUGCAGAGGAGCAUCCAGACCAGAGUCCACCAUGAACAGAAUUCUUACUAAAACGAACGUGACGCGCUUGGCCGGCGUCCUGCAAAGGUUUCAGAGCACUUUGGUGGUUGCAGAACACAACAAUGACAAGUUGACACCGAUAACGCUCAAUGCCAUCAGUGCUGCUAGUAAGCUUGGUGGUGAAGUGGCUUGUCUGGUAGCAGGAACCAACUGUGCAAAGGUUGUGGAGGAAAUCAGUAAAGUACAAGGUGUGAAGAAAGUUUUGGUGGUUCAGAAUGACUCUUGCAAAGGAGCUCUCCCAGAGGAGCUGACACCGCUUGUCUUGGCCACGCAUAAGCAAUUCAACUUCACCCACAUCUGCGCUGGUGCUUCUGCCUUUGGAAAGAACCUGCUGCCAAGAGUGGCUGCCAAGUUGGAUGUGGCUCCAAUCUCCGAUAUUAUUGAAAUCAAGUCUCCUGAUACAUUUGUCAGAUCCAUCUAUGCUGGGAAUGCGCUUAGCACAGUUAAGUGUAGCGAACCUGUGAAGGUGUUCACCGUACGAGGGACGUCGUUUGAGGCGGCGCCCACAGAGGGAGGAAGUGCUGCAACAGAAAAUGUGGCUGCCGAUUCGGCCGUGGGAAUUUCCGAGUGGCUGGAGCAGAAUCUGACCAAGAGUGACCGUCCGGAAUUGACCAGCGCAAAGGUUGUCGUGUCAGGAGGAAGAGGUUUGAAGAGCGGAGAGAACUUCAAACUGCUCUAUGAUCUUGCCGACAAAAUGAACGCAGCAGUUGGUGCUUCUCGAGCUGCAGUGGAUGCUGGUUACGUUCCUAAUGAUAUGCAAGUCGGGCAAACGGGCAAGAUUGUGGCACCGGAGUUGUACAUUGCCGUGGGAAUCUCUGGGGCUAUUCAACACUUGGCUGGAAUGAAAGACAGCAAGACUAUUGUGGCCAUCAACAAGGACCCGGAGGCUCCCAUUUUCCAGGUGUCGGACUACGGCCUGGUUGCUGAUCUUUUCAAGGCUGUUCCUGAGAUGACCGAAGCGUUGAGCAAGUGAGGACGAAGCCGUCGUCAGGAUACUUUAAUGUAGCAGCUGCCACCUUCACCAGAAUGAGACUUGGUGUGAAUGUCUUUAAGAGUUUUAAACAUCAACAAUUAAAGAACUACUUUGAAGAUCAUUUUUGUGCCUUCGGUAGUGACUAUUAUGUGUAGGAGGUCUCCCUGUUGUAAUGUAUUAAAGGUGACAACUGACCUCUCA